AUGGACAACUACUUUGAUUUUGACCAAGCAACUAUCCCGCCCUUUGACCUGGGCGAGGAUCUGUCCUCAAUGCUUGGAGACACCACUCAGACGGAGAGUAAUGAGUGCUUCGAUGCUCUCUUCUUCGACAAAUCAGCAACUCUUCCUGCUCAGAAAACAGCUGAAUCAGGUACCGUCACUCUGAAACUGAUCAACGACCGGGAAGUUGAAGCCGUGAGAUGGGAGAACGAUUUUGAGACUGAUUAUCCAAUGUUCAAGGCCAAGACACCCUGCACAUUGUGCGCUCGUAUGGGCAUGGACUGCUAUCUGGCAUCCAGAGAUGGGUAUAUAUCCACCUUCCCUGGCAUUGCUGAGGACGAACAGGUCUGCCAUGGACCAAUGACACAGAGAAGGACUGCUAUGAACUCCUUCACUGCCGAUAACGUCCGAGGUCGCAAAUCUGGUGCUCGCUUCCAUCGCGAUGCAGUGAAGAUACUGAAGAAGUGGUUGUCAGAGCAUUCAGAUCAUCCAUAUCCAAAUGAAAGAGAACGAGACGAGCUAAAGCAACUUACUGGCCUCAAGCGCAGCCAGAUAAGCAAUUGGCUUGCCAACGCUCGUCGACGAGGGAAGGUAAGGCCACCAUCUGAUCCAGCCUCGCCCAUCAUUGGUGCAAUUGAUGUGCCUGCACAAACCCUUCUGAAUACAGGAUACGAGAACCUUGGACCCAUGGACAGAUGGAAGUGCUCGCCGCCAGAACACGAACCUGCUGCCAUGAGUGACAUUGCUAGAGCUGUUACGAGUCCCAACUUUCUGCCUGCUGAUGUACGACCAACGACAUCUCUACAAAACUCCUUACGCAACUCACGCGCAUCCUCUCGGAAAGCAUCGAGCGAAGACGAUUCCUCCGAUCUGUCAAUAAUGUUUCAACCUCCUUCUGAAUCGUCCUUGGAGACUAGAGACUCGACCAACUCCUCAAUCUCCUUCGCCUCAUCUCGAUCCCAUCGUUCAAAGCAGUCAUUCGCCUCGUCCCAAGAUCGUCGUCGACGCCGACGUGCUCCACUCCUACAUCACAGAACCAAUUCUCUAGCGAAUAGCCAAGCCUCCAAUGGCAAGAAGGAAAGAAAUACAAGCACUGCAGGAGGAAAGGAGCGUUUAUUUCAAUGCACCUUCUGUACAGAGGCCUUCUCCUCGAAGUACGACUGGCAAAGGCAUGAGAAGUCCUUACACCUUGCUCUGGAAAGAUGGACCUGCUGUCCUAUGGGCCCUACACGUAUUGAUCCCACGACUGGACUUCAUCAAUGUGUCUUCUGCCCUGAGUUGUCGCCAACUCCAUCGCAUCUCGAACAGCACAACUUCCAGACAUGUAAUGAAAAGACAGUAGCCGAGCGGACGUUCUAUCGAAAAGACCAUCUCAGGCAACACCUGCGGCUGAUGCACAAUGUCAGGUACGAUCCACAUAUGGACACAUGGAAGAGCACAACUUUCGAAAUCAAGAGUCGUUGUGGCUUCUGUCCGUCGCUGUUUACUAGCUGGCAAUCACGAGCCGAUCACCUAGCAGCACAUUUCAAGAAUGGUGCAGACAUGAAGGAUUGGGGCGGUGGUCACGGUUUCGAAGGAUAUGUUGAGCGACUCGUCGAGAACGCAAUUCCACCGUACCUCAUUGGUUACGAGAGGAGUACAAUGAACCCAUAUCGUGCACGAGAAGUCCGAAAGUCCACAUUGUCGAACAGAGAAGUCCAGCUCAGCCCGACAAACACAGGAACGACGCCAAACACAAGUACAGCGACAUCAAGCACAAACGACAUGUCUGAGGACAACGGGAACGAUCACGACUGGUCUCAUUGCGAGAAGAUUGAGGUUGAUCAAAUUACGAAAGACAGUAAUUGCUGGCACAGACUCGAGGAGGAACUCAUUAGAUACGUGACUGAGCAGGGCAGCAUUGGGAUUGUACCGACGGAUAAGAUGAUGCAAGAUCAUGCACGCGUGAUUAUCUAUGGAGAUGCCGAUCCAUGGGAUUGGACAAUGGCCGACAAUCAGAUUUGGCUUGAUGCAUUCAAGGCUGAGCAUGAUCUAAUGAAUAAUAGCGGAACGCGCGACUGCGAGUACAGCAACGUUCGUGAUGUGCCCGUUACAGCACCCUAUGUUAUUAAGGGUGGCUUAAAGGUCAAAAAUACACGAGUACCAUCACAUAGCGGCCCGUGUCCUACUGAUGGCGGCGUCGGUCACAGGAACUCUACUUUGAGCCUGCCAGGUAUUCAAGAAAGAAGUUGCUCACUAGCACGGGCCUCGAGCACUUCGCAACCUGGUAGUUCCCACCACGGCAGUACACCAAUCACGCCUCAUGAAGAUCUCUACAACUUCAAUGGACCCCAUGGUAUCCCCGCUCCAGUAGAUGCAUCUGCCAUGGAGCUUGACUUCGAUGCUGUGGACUUUAGCCAGCUGGACCUAGGCGCUUUCGGAGAGAUGGACUUUGACGACGGCCUCUCUUCCUCAGUCCCUGUUGCGCAUACUGGGUCAGGAAUGCACACAAAUGCUCCAUACAUUCCAGCCAGUACACAGCCCAGUGGACCGAUUAGCUUUGACCUAGGUUUCACCAUGACACACAACACGACGCAGAGCCAGAAGCCAAUGCCUGCUUCGGUCAAUCCAUUCGAUAGCUUGGACAACGCUCCGGAAAUGAGUUUGGAGGACUUCGAUCAGUUGACUGGUUAUGUGGGCGGUUUCAGGUAG
This is a messenger RNA of Lithohypha guttulata, 2709 nucleotides long. RefSeq lists its product as uncharacterized. The coding region runs from base 1 to 2709 and encodes 902 amino acids. Gene Ontology annotation, molecular function: RNA polymerase II cis-regulatory region sequence-specific DNA binding. Gene Ontology annotation, biological process: regulation of transcription by RNA polymerase II. The transcript is spliced from 2 exons. The record is from RefSeq and is a predicted model, not a curated record. Lineage: Eukaryota; Fungi; Ascomycota; Eurotiomycetes; Chaetothyriales; Trichomeriaceae.